This is a messenger RNA of Parasteatoda tepidariorum (common house spider), 640 nucleotides long. RefSeq lists its product as uncharacterized. The record is from RefSeq and is a predicted model, not a curated record. Gene Ontology annotation, cellular component: extracellular region. Gene Ontology annotation, molecular function: chitin binding. NCBI's taxonomy places the organism in Eukaryota, Metazoa, Arthropoda, Arachnida, Araneae, Theridiidae.
UCUACGUGAUUACUUAAGGUCUAGGAAAAGAAUGAUAAAAUCCUUUCAUUUGUUGAUAAUCCUUUAAAGCACUUUGUGUUAAGAAAAGGAUUUCCUAGCUGUUGUGUUGAAAAAUAAUUGGUGUCUAUGUGAAAUGAUGAAAAAACUGCAUAUUGCAGUUUUUAUUUUAGGAAGUUUUAUAAACGCAUUUUCAACUGUUGAAGGAGCAACAACUAAUCCUUGUGAGGGUAAAGAAGGUUGCAUCAUCCCAAAUCCAGAGGUUGAUGAUUGUACCUCAUACAUUCGAUGUGCCAAAGAUACCUCCUAUGAAGUGUUAACCUGCUCAACUGGACUUCUCUUUAAUGCCUUAAAGAGAACAUGUGACUACAACACAAGUGUUAACUGCCCCGCUGAAGAUGUACCACCGGAAGAAACUGAAAAUCGAAUCAGCAUCCCAUCCAGCGAUGUUCAAUGUGAAACGGACACGUGCACCUGCGUAUAUCCCAGUGAACACAGUUGUUCAGAAUAUUACCGCUGUGAAAAUGGAAUUGCAUAUAAAGAAGAGUGCCCUAAAGGUCUCAAUAUGAACAAGCAGAAACUGACCUGCGAUUAUGAAGAAAAUGUCGAUUGUUGUAAGUAUUUUUAGUAUACUGUAAGAGCA